Molecule: messenger RNA, 495 nt
Organism: Pipistrellus nathusii (Nathusius's pipistrelle)
Lineage: Eukaryota; Metazoa; Chordata; Mammalia; Chiroptera; Vespertilionidae
Source: the annotation of a GenBank genome assembly
AUGCAAAUGGACAUUACUUCGAAGGGUGAAACUCUGGCAAAAGACUUAUUUGCAGUGAAGCCCAAAUACCCUAGGCUUAUGAGUUACUUGUUCACAAAAAGCAAUGUAGCCUGUGGUUUAUCAAUGCUAGAUAAGUUUCAGAAGUCAAGUACAGUUAUUGGAAUCAGUCAAACCAUGUCAAUGAAAUCCACUGCACAAGAGAGGAGAAAUUUUCGGGACAAGUUGGUAAGAAGCAUACUUGCCCCUAAUAAGUCUAAAAUCAACAUCCUGAAUUACUUACAAGGAUGUUCUGUCACAGCUGCAGAGUGGCUGAGGUUUGUUACUUGGGGAAUCAAGCUUCAUGCAGUAUCAAUGCCCUUUAUAGAAGAACAGUUUCACUUAAAGGAGACUGCAUUGCAUUUUGAAGUGGCUCAAUCUAUCUUCUGCAGAGAUUCACGACUAUUCCUAUGGCAACGGACUCAAGAGAGGAUCACGGCCACUUUACACAGGAUCUAG